Molecule: messenger RNA, 3640 nt
Organism: Dendronephthya gigantea
Lineage: Eukaryota; Metazoa; Cnidaria; Anthozoa; Malacalcyonacea; Nephtheidae
Product: oral-facial-digital syndrome 1 protein homolog
Exons: 27
Coding region: 82-3420 (1112 amino acids)
Biological process (GO): epithelial cilium movement involved in determination of left/right asymmetry
Cellular component (GO): ciliary basal body; centrosome
Molecular function (GO): protein binding
Source: RefSeq, a predicted model, not a curated record
UUUUAAAAUUAUAACAAUCGUACCUGUAGUGAUGGUACUGUUUUAUUUACAAAUCGAUCGAGUACUAGCAAAAUUACCGAAAUGACUACUGAUCUGAGUGCUGAGGAUGUGAAAAAUAAGUUGUUUCACUCUCUAAAGACCCGCGGUGUUUUGGAUUCUCUUAAGUCUCAAUUAAGAAAACAACUAAUAGAAGAACUUCAAGAUACCACAGGGAUACCAGUGCUUCACCCUAAAAUAAAAACAUCACCUGAGGUGGAAAGUGGUGAAGCUCCAUUAUUUCAAAGAGCAGCUAAUAGCAUUGUUGCAGAAUACUUAAAGAAAUGUCAUUUUGAGUACACAUUGUCAACAUUUCUACCGGAAAGUGGAACAUCUGUGGAUAAGAUGUUUUCAAGCAAAGAAAUUUUGCAGCUGCUUAACAUUGAUCAUAAUUCAAAGCUACAUCAUGAUCUGGAACAAUCUCUUAGUUCAAGAGAGAAUUCAAAAGGAUUUUUAUGGCACUUCUUAGGGGAAAUAGCAGCUUCCCAAAAUAGACUAAAAUGCGAUGUUGAUAUUCAAACUGAAGACAUUUUAUCUACGCAAAUUUCAAGUUCCUUAGAAGAGAGGUUAAGCAGCGUUGAAAAGGAGUACUUCGAAAAGCAAAAGUUAGUUCAAUUAGAUAAAAACCAAGGAUUGGAGGAAAGAUUGCUGGCCAUGCAAAAGAAAUAUGAAGAGCAAAAAAAGAAUGAACUAGAGCAGGAGGUAAAGGCAUUUCGAGCCGGUGAGUUAUCCAGACUGAGAAUGGAGGAGAGACAAAAAUAUGAAGCGAAAAUUAGUGCAAUUCGCCUAGAGUAUGUUGAAGAAUUUAACGCAAAGAAUCAAGCUUUGAGAGCAUUAGAGAAAGAGAUGUUGGAGAGGAUAAGAAAACUACAAGAGGUCCAUCAAUCUGAAGCUUACGGGGAAAGACAAAAGUUCUUGGAUGAAAUACGAACUUUUAAAGAGCGUGAAGCUGAUUUAAAAAACAGAACUUUGAUGCAGGAAAGAUCGCAAAAGCUGGAAAAAGAGCGACUUAUCAAUGAAGCUGAAAAGAUAAAAGCAAGAGAGGACUCAUUGAAAGAGAAGGAAAAGCUACAGUCACAACGAUUUGACGCCGAAAUUGAAAGCUUCAAAAGUAACUAUGAAAAAAAUUAUUUGGCCAAGAGUCGGGAGUUUUUACGACAGGAAACUCGAUUGGAAGCGGAGAGAUCAAAGCUGGACGGAGAGAGAGAAGAACACUUGAAAUGCAAAGAUGAACUUUCCAUUUUUAAAGAAAAAUGUUUACAGCUACAGUCUACAGUUGAUGCAUCACAUUUGUUAUUGGAGGAUUUGAAACUACAAAAAGAGAAUUUGGAAAAAAAGCUUACCGAGAUGAAAGACUAUCAAACACUGAAGAAGAAAGAAAUUAUUUUGACGAAGGAUAUUGAGCACUUAACUCAACGUUUAACAGAAUCUAAUAUACACUGCAAAGAACAGGAGAAAAGGCACCAUAAAUUGGUUAAAGAUCUGACUGAAAAAACUGGUAGACCUUCCAAAGAAAUUAUGCUGUUACAGCAAGAGCUGGAAGAGGCUAAGAACAAAUUUCAUGAAAAAGAGAAAACUUCGUAUAAAGAACGAAAAUCUUUGGAAAUACAAUUGGAGUCUCAAAUCCAACGAGCAAAUCAUUUUCAAAAGACAUGCGAAGAACAAUUAAACACCCAGCGGUUUUUGGAAACGGAAAUAGAAAAUUUGAAAAUGAUGCAAGAACAAACAGAACGACUUCUGAAUAUGGAGUUGCGUCAUCAUGCUGCUAAUAAUUCAAAUAUGUCGUCGUCACGAAGAAACCAAAGCGGGCAGAAAGCGUCACGACGUAAAAUCUUACAUGAGCAGGAUGUUUCUUUGCCUCAGCGUCCAUUAUCCACAAGAAUACCCGAGAGGGGACAUGUGACAGAAGAAAGUUCGACCAUGGACGAAAGUAGCCUUGCCAGUCUUAUUGAAGAUAAAAAGAGUUUUGAAAAAUUUGAAAGAGAAGCUGCGGCUCUUGAUGCGUCUUACAGAGACUUUCAAAGCCGUAUGACUGUUCAUCCAAAAUACUCAGUGACAAGUAUCCCCAACUCUAUGACCUUUCGACGCCUAGCUAGCUAUCAUUCCCUUCAUUCACCACCACCAAUGGGCACAAAUUUUGGAUCUGAAGGUUUUAGUUUGGCUUCCCAAAGGAGUAAAGAUGAGUUUCGUCCACUGAAACAGGUUUAUGAUGAGAGCGAUGUCUCUGGUCUUGUCAGACAUCCCUCUUCUGCAGAAAUGGAAAAUAGCGAGAAAUCAACACGUGAGAAUAACAACUCGGAUAAUCAGCGUGCCAUUUCACACGAAAAAUCAUUUGAGCACUCCGAUUCAGAUGCAGAAUCAGGAGUGAUGAAUGAAGAUCAUAAUGAUCUAUUAUCAAUGAACGAUCUUAAUCCCGUUGAUCUACCCGCGGGUAGCUUCAAUUCCAAAGAAAGAAUUGAUGUCUCGAAGGAUAAGGGUGCCAUGGAAAACAUAAAAUUGAGAGGUAAAACCUCAUCAACCAGGUUAGACAAUGAAAGUGACGACCUUUUGAAGGCUCAGAGUAUUUCACAAGCGUCGUUUCAUAACAAUGAUGGGUUCUUGGAUCAGACGGAAGAUUGCAAGGCAGAAAAGGAAGUUAACCUUCUUAAUAUCAAUCAACUCAACAAAGGCUUAUCUCCAACAGAUAAAAAAAUUAACACAGCGGAAGGAUUUGAUGGUUGCAAUGUAAGACAGCAUUUUAAGGAGGGUAAACUAGAUAACGUGGGCGAAGGAAAGGAAAAACAUGUCACGGAUGAAGAUGUACGUUCUUGUGAGACAAGCCAAUCAUCAGAAAAAUCAUUAAGUCAUGGCCCCUUGCAUGUUGACCAACACACAUCUUCAUAUUCUGUGGAACGACACCAGGAUAGCUCAAGUACAACGAAAAAACAUAUGAAUACAGGAGUCAAGAUUUAUGACGAUAAACGUCCGAGCACUGAACUUGAUAUGGAAGAGAUAGAGGAGAGAAGGUUAAGAGAGACGGAGAAUCUUCGAGACGAGGGGCAAAAUGGCAAGAACGACACUAUCUCUAGAGAAUCAUCACCUAAUGUCGGUGGUAAAAGUGAGGACAUUUCUUCAAACGGUUACCGAAGCUCCCACGAAGCAUCAGUUGUUGAAGAGAACGUCGAAAAUAACGAAAACGAUCCACCUAUAGAUCCUGUUAUGUUACAAUAUAUGGAAAUGAUUAAACAGCAACGUGAAUCGGAGAAAAAGACGUCUGAAAAAAUAUCCGUCGAUGUUAGUGCAGACGAGUUGCAUGAUUUUAGUGAUAAAGGAAGUCAUGUUUCCAUUGGCAAGGAUGAAGAUUUGAGUAUAGGGAAAUUGUCUGACGAUGAUUUCAAUUGGUAGCGCGUCUUCAUUCAAGAAACAUUUUUGAAAUAUGUGUAAAUAUAUGUACAUUUUUUCAUCAAUAUCCGUAAUUAGUCAAUCUAUGUUCGUUGUUUUCGUCGCUUCGUUCGCCAAUAAUCUAUUCUUUUCGACUUAUAAUUUUGUAAUAGUUGUUAAAUCGUCACUAUCGAAGCAGUUGUUAUUCUCCCGACAAUGUAGAAAUAAAACUAGUUGACAACCA